CGACCACCAUUCUCGCUCCCACUACCGCCGCCGCUCGCUGUCCCACUGUCGCUCUAUAUUCUAUUACCAGGUCGCUCUCCCCCUACGGCAUCCCGAACGGCGACACCGUCUCGCGAGCCUCAGCAGCUGCUGAGCUUUGUUUUGCGCGAGGCACAGCCGCCCCCGAUCCUCCUCACCCCUCUACAUCCUCAAUACCGCUCCCAAAAUGGGCUUCGGUGACUUCCACACAAUAUGCGACAAGGCCUCCAUACCGCUAUGCGCCGUCAUAGGCCCUCCGUCCAGCCUGGCGGGCGGCGUGGGAAUUCAAGCCUCAUGCUACUCGCGCAGCAUUGAACUGGCCAACACUAUCAUUUUCCAAGGCGCCGCCGACUUUAUGCACAUCCUCGCCCUCACAAUGACCGUCGUCAUGAUUAUCCACGUGCGGUCGAAAUUCACUGCCGUCGGCCGCAAAGAAAUCACCUCCUUCUUCUAUAUCUACAUGAUCCUGACUAUAUUCUCACUCAUCCUCGACGCCGGCGUAGUUCCCCCCGGCUCCGGCACAUACCCUUACUUCGUCGCCGCCCAAAGCGGCCUCACCUCCGCCUUACUCAUGUGCCUCAUGAUCAACGGCUUCGUCGGAUUCCAACUCUACGAAGACGGCACGACGCUAUCCGUUUGGCUCCUCCGACUCUCCUCCCUAGCCUGGUUCAUCAUCGUAGGCGCAAUUGCCCUCUUGACAUUCAAAGGAUGGGCUGGUCUUGGACCGACAAAGCCCGUCGCAUUAUUCGUCACACUGUAUAUCAUCAACGCCAUCUUCCUGUUCGUCUACGUCGUGACGCAGGUCAUUCUCGUGGUCAACACGUUGCAAGACCUCUGGCCCUUGGGGGAUAUCAUAUUCGGCGUGUUCUUCUUCGUCAUUGGCCAGGUCAUUCUCUACGUCUUCAGCGAUACCAUCUGUGACCACGUGCAGCACUACCUCGACGGCCUUUUUUUUGCUACUAUCUGCAACCUACUCGGUGUUAUGAUGGUCUACAAGUACUGGGACUCCGUCACCCGCGAAGAUCUCGAAUUCAGCGUCGGCAUCAAGCAGCACAAUUGGGAAGUCAAGGAGCUCCUCCCCGAAGAGGAUCGGAGAAACACCGUGUACCAGGACUCCGAGUACGCGAGCAGUCUGUACCAGCAGCAGCCUGGGAUGCGGCAGUCACAUUACAGCGCUGUCGGGUAUUGA
This is a messenger RNA of Mytilinidion resinicola, 1207 nucleotides long. RefSeq names its product chitin synthase export chaperone. NCBI's taxonomy places the organism in Eukaryota, Fungi, Ascomycota, Dothideomycetes, Mytilinidiales, Mytilinidiaceae. Gene Ontology annotation, biological process: protein folding. The record is from RefSeq and is a predicted model, not a curated record. Bases 206 to 1207 code for a protein of 333 amino acids. Gene Ontology annotation, cellular component: endoplasmic reticulum membrane. The transcript is spliced from 3 exons.